AUGUUUUGCCGGAAGGCCACAGAACAAUCGGAGUCUUCCGAAAGUGAAGGGAUAGAGUCGGUUCUGGAGAUUCCUCACGCAGACCUGACGCGGCAGAUCAACCCGGAAGAUGCUGACCUCUACGUUGAUGCCGUGUUUGUGCCCCUCUACCGCUCGUUUCAAAGUCGUCAGCAUCGUGGACUUCAUGUGAAGGAUUAUUUGGUGGUGAUGUUCUUCCUCGUGCUGAACUCCUUGAUACAGCUUGGUUUAUCCUACAUUGUAGUUACGAUUACCACCGACAGUUAUGGCACGCUCCUGGACAAGGAGCGCAUUCUCUCCAAGUCCAUGUGCACCAAGAUGACCUCAGGCAGUCCUUUGUAUGGUUUAAUAUGGCCGCCCGAUUCCGACACGGCAUUCGGCAGCAAAUAUGACUGUGCACACAAGCCUGUCACCCUUGCCAUGAACCCGGAGCUCCUCGGCACGAAAGAGUCCAGGUAUUGGACGAUUGAGCAGGCCAAAGCUCUCGACAUAAAAAUGGAGGAGUUGGGCUACGGCGCGACGGAGGAAGGGAUAUGUCACGUCGGGAUCUAUGAGGAGACCUUGAGAAACAUGAUGCAGUACAACAAGGAAGUGUUGCAUAACCAAGGUUAUGAUGACCGCUUGGACAUACAUUUCCUGGAGCAAUACAAAGACCAUAUCAGAAUCUGCGUCGCGUCGGACUCCUCAGUUUGCGGAAGCUUGGUUAGCAAGGGUGUGUUAAACACUUCGUAUCCAGAGAAGAACAUCAAAGAGCGUUAUCAUGAGUGCAUUCGGAUCUUCAAAAACUUUUGUGCAUACAUAUUUUGGGGAGACAGCUAUGAUGACUACACUUUCUACAAGAAGAGAUACUGUGGCCAAGCCAAACACCAUUUCCUCGCUCGUGGUGUUUGGACAACAACGUAUGACUUGGUUGGCCAAUACCAAGGGGACAUUGUCACGACCUCUUUCACGAUCCUGUUGUUCCUCGUUCUGUUCAUUUGGGGCAUGCUGAUGCUGGAGGAGUACCGGGCCAUCAACAACUUUUGGAUUGUCAUUUAUGGUACCGAGACUUCAGAUAGUUGCCAUGCAGCUGAUUUUGCCACGACUGGCGAAGACGGCAGAAUGGAAGUGCGCAAGUUUCCAAAACCGCACAAAGUCUUUGCUCUUUGUGUGUGUGCUGUUCGGGGAGCCAUUGCCAUUGCCGUUGGCACUGCUGGUGUGCUGCUUCUAUCUCGCUCCAAUGAACUACUUGACAUCAUUCUCAACGGUACCGCUUUGGGGUUUCUCGUUGAAGUGGACAACAUGCUCCACCGCGCCUUCUUUGGAUUGACCUUGGAGCGCGCAGUCACCGGCAACUGCGCUCCCCUGCAUUGCGAUUGCAAGGACGGGUUGCACAGUGCCAUGGUGGAUUGUCAGCAGUUCAUGGUUUGUCAAAUCUCUGUCUUCGAUGCACUCCUCGUGCUUGAGAGGUACGCGGGAGAAUAUACUGGCAAAUGGCGUCCUGUUAGGUAUUUGGCGGUGUUGGUCGUGAUGGUGGCUGCCUGGGAGUACUUUGUCUUCGCGUCGGAUGGCGGACUGUUGGACCUGAGCGCUGCAGCAGAGUGCUUGUGCCACACCAGCGGGGAGAGGUGUUAUGGCCAGUACUUGGAGACAGUGGGCUUGAACUCUUCGGCAUGA
Messenger RNA from Symbiodinium sp. CCMP2592, 1674 nucleotides. The record is from the annotation of a GenBank genome assembly. Lineage: Eukaryota; Dinophyceae; Suessiales; Symbiodiniaceae.